AUGUUCAAGUUUAUAACGGAUUCAAAUGGUUAUCCAGACAAGUUGGAUGCGGAUCAGUUGAGAUGGACACCGCAAUGUUUGGUAGUCGUGGUCGAAGCGUUCAACACUGGCAUCACACCUGGUCAUGUAGUCAAUGACAAGGAUCGACUGAUCAGCUUCAACAUCAUAAUGGACACUGAGCAAUAUGGCGUGCCACCUGAAAUCCCCAUGUUGGUCAUCAUUAUUGUCAUCAGCGUUGUAAUGAUUGCUAUCAUUUUCAAAUUCCUCUUUCCAAAGAUAAAGGGUCUUCAGUUGUUGGUCUAG
Molecule: messenger RNA, 303 nt
Organism: Acytostelium subglobosum LB1
Lineage: Eukaryota; Evosea; Eumycetozoa; Acytosteliales; Acytosteliaceae
Exons: 1
Coding region: 1-303 (100 amino acids)
Source: RefSeq, a predicted model, not a curated record